Erinaceus europaeus (western European hedgehog) is the source of this 683-nucleotide messenger RNA. It is a transcript of the gene IFT25, whose product is annotated as intraflagellar transport 25. Gene Ontology annotation, biological process: intraciliary transport. Lineage: Eukaryota; Metazoa; Chordata; Mammalia; Eulipotyphla; Erinaceidae. Gene Ontology annotation, cellular component: intraciliary transport particle B; cilium; centrosome. The record is from RefSeq and is a predicted model, not a curated record. The coding region runs from base 154 to 585 and encodes 143 amino acids. The transcript is spliced from 6 exons.
CGGGGGCGGGUUCGGGGCCGGUGACCUGAGCGCCCCGGGCUCGAGCCCCCCUCGACGUCGGGGCUGCGCAUGCGUGCUCGCGCGAGAGCGGAUCUCGAGUCGGUCAGGCCCCUAGGGAAGCGGGUUGAGCGGUAGAAGGUUAAACACUUGAAGAUGAGAAAAUUUGAUCUUUGUUUGAACUCUGAAGGGGCUGAAGUGAUUUUGGCUACAUCAAGUGAUGAGAAACACCCACCUGAAAAUAUUAUCGAUGGGAAUCCAGAAACAUUUUGGACCACCACAGGAAUGUUCCCUCAAGAGUUCAUUAUUUGUUUUCACAGACAUGUCAGGAUUGAAAAACUUGUAAUCCAAAGUUACUUUGUACGGACCUUGAGGAUUGAAAAAAGCACAUCUAAAGAGCCAACUGAUUUUGAGCAGUGGAUUGAAAGAGAUCUAACACACACAGAAGGGCAACUUCAAAAUGAAGAAAUUAUAGCACGUGAUGGCCAGGCCACUUAUUUGAGAUUCAUUAUCUUGUCAGCCUUUGAUCAUUUUGCAUCUGUGCAUAGUGUUUCUGCAGAAGGAAUAGCAGUCUCAAAUUUUUCUUAGGUACUAUAACAAAAUAUCUUUUGCUGAUGUUUUUAACAGAAUAGUUAUUUAAACAUUAAAUUUCCAGCAAUAGACUUUAUUAAAGGAAUUUGUAGCAA